Ipomoea nil (Japanese morning glory) is the source of this 492-nucleotide messenger RNA. RefSeq lists its product as uncharacterized. Gene Ontology annotation, biological process: N-terminal protein amino acid acetylation. The transcript has a single exon. NCBI's taxonomy places the organism in Eukaryota, Viridiplantae, Streptophyta, Magnoliopsida, Solanales, Convolvulaceae. Gene Ontology annotation, molecular function: N-acetyltransferase activity. The record is from RefSeq and is a predicted model, not a curated record. Gene Ontology annotation, cellular component: chloroplast. The coding region runs from base 1 to 492 and encodes 163 amino acids.
AUGAACAAGCUGAUAGGAUUGGUGUUUGGAUUCUCUGUACCAAAUGGGUGCAAGAGGGCUUGUUUAGUUGCAGUCACUGGAAGCUCAGAAGAAGAAGAAGAAGAAGCAUUGUUAUUAGGGAGUGAAGGCUAUGUGACUGGGAUACUGAUUCUUGAUACACUGGCUGAUUUUCUUCCCAGGAAAGGACCAUUGCAGCAGAGAAGGUCAGGGAUUGCUUACAUAUCAAAUGUUGCUGUGCGAGAGGAAUUACGCAGGAAAGGAAUCGCAAAAAAACUUGUAGCUAAAGCUGAGAGUGAAGCACGAACCUGGGGAUGCCGCGCCAUUGCAUUGCACUGUGACGCUAACAACCCUGGAGCCAUAAAGCUGUAUAUGGGGAUGGGUUUCAGAAUCAUCAAAGUGCCAGAAGGAGCUAACUGGCCACAACCCAGAGCUUCUCCGGGCUUCCACUUUAGUUUCAUGAUGAAGCUUCUGGAGACACCGUCCAGAGGUUAG